AACUCCACCCUUCUCAUGAGUCUUGAGCAUGAGAGAUGAUUUAACUGGCUGUCUGGGAGCACCACACCCCCACGGCUCCUCCGAGAGGCCAGCAGCCUGAGCGUCUCCCCUCACCGGGUCCUGUGGCGUACGCACUCACUCACUCACUCACUCACUCCCCACACAACCUCUCCUCUCAGCACCACGUCUGGAGCAUCAGCCAGGACAGGGAAGAGUCCACUGGGGUCACACAGAGGAAGGUUUUUUGUUGGAUGAACAGAAGUGGUCAGGGAGGUCUGAACUGAGCAGCUGUACAACUCCAUUUAAAUCUCCACGGAGGUGAGGCACCUCCAGCCUCAGACACAAACACCUGUAGACAGCCUCCAGCCUCCUGCCUCCUGCCUCCUGCCUCCUGCCUCCAGCUUCCUGCUUCCUGCCUCCUGCCUCCUGCCUCCACAGACGCUUUCAGGGGAACCGUCAGCGCCCAGGCCGUGAGCAGCCAUGACCAAAAGCACCGGGGAGAAACCGCGCUCACGCAGCCGGGUGCAGCUGAUGCGGGAAAACUUUCACCAGCGCACCCUCAAAGCCAAGAAGAAGGUGGAUGACAUCAGCAAGGACGACGUGAAGAGCUUCCUGAGGAACAAUGCUUUUGUGCUUUUUACCAUCGGAGCGGUUGCCGUUGGUAUAAUACUUGGCUUCACUCUGAGGCCCUAUAAGAUGUCCUACAGGGAGGUGAAGUACUUCUCCUUCCCCGGAGAGCUCCUUAUGCGCAUGCUCCAGAUGCUGGUGCUGCCCCUGCUGAUCUCCAGUCUCAUUACAGGAAUGGCAGCACUUGACAGCAAGGCUUCUGGUAAGAUGGGCAUGAGGGCGGUGAUGUACUACUUUACCACCACCUUCAUCGCUGUCUUCAUCGGCAUCAUCAUGGUGCUCAUUAUCCACCCGGGAAAAGGCUCCAAAGAGGAGUUCACGGAGCAAGCGAAGAUCGCAGAGAUCAGCCCAGCAGACGCCUUUCUGGACCUCAUUAGAAAUAUGUUUCCUCCCAACCUGGUCCAGGCUUGCACACAGCAGUUUAAGACCCAGUAUGGCAAACGAACAGUUCAGGUGACAAUAAUAGUGAACGAAAGCCUCACCAACUUGACCAACAACACACAACAGAUCACCAGAGAGGAGGCCAUCCCGCUGCCCGGCGUCACCAACGGUGUGAAUGCCUUGGGCCUGGUGGUGUUCUCCAUGUGCUUCGGCCUCAUCAUCGGCAGUAUGAAGGAACAGGGCCAGGCUCUCAGGGACUUCUUCGACAGCCUGAAUGAGGCCAUCAUGAGGCUGGUUUCCAUCAUUAUGUGGUACGCACCAGUCGGUAUCCUCUUCUUGAUUGCUGGAAAGAUCGUGGAGAUGGAUGACAUCACACAGAUGGGAGGGCAGCUAGGAAUGUACACCAUCACUGUCAUCAUCGGCCUCAUGAUCCACGGUAUCCUUGUUCUACCCACUUUGUACUUCGUCAUCACAAGGAAAAACCCCGUCGUCUUCAUCACGGGCAUACUGCAGGCUCUCAUCACGGCCUUUGGGACGUCAUCCAGCUCAGCUACUCUGCCCAUCACCUUCAGAUGUCUUGAGGAAAACAACAAAGUGGAUAGAAGGGUUACCCGUUUUGUGCUACCGGUGGGUGCGACCAUCAACAUGGAUGGAACAGCACUCUAUGAAGCACUGGCAGCCAUUUUCAUUGCACAGGUCAACAACAUGGAACUGAACUUUGGCCAGAUUAUCACAAUCAGCAUUACAGCAACAGCAGCUAGCAUUGGAGCUGCUGGGAUCCCCCAGGCUGGACUGGUCACCAUGGUGAUUGUGCUGACCUCUGUGGGCCUUCCUACCGAUGACAUCAGCCUGAUUAUUGCUGUUGAUUGGUUCCUUGAUCGGAUACGUACCGCCACGAACGUGCUGGGAGACUCCAUAGGGGCUGGAAUCAUAGAGUUCCUCUCCAAAGACGAGCUCCAGUCCAAGGAUGCAGAGAUGGGCAACUCCGUGGUGGAGGAGAGCCAGAUGAAGAAGCCCUACCAGCUCAUCUCCCAGGAGAACGAAUACGAGAACGAGAGACCGCCGCCGGACAGUGAAACAAAGAUGUAG
Molecule: messenger RNA, 2097 nt
Organism: Clupea harengus (Atlantic herring)
Lineage: Eukaryota; Metazoa; Chordata; Actinopteri; Clupeiformes; Clupeidae
Product: excitatory amino acid transporter 1
Biological process (GO): D-aspartate import across plasma membrane; L-aspartate import across plasma membrane; L-glutamate import across plasma membrane
Cellular component (GO): plasma membrane
Molecular function (GO): glutamate:sodium symporter activity; neutral L-amino acid transmembrane transporter activity; L-glutamate transmembrane transporter activity
Source: RefSeq, a predicted model, not a curated record